This is a messenger RNA of Scylla paramamosain (green mud crab), 4968 nucleotides long. Its product is annotated as mucin-1-like. Bases 1078 to 4464 code for a protein of 1128 amino acids. The record is from RefSeq and is a predicted model, not a curated record. The transcript is spliced from 5 exons. NCBI's taxonomy places the organism in Eukaryota, Metazoa, Arthropoda, Malacostraca, Decapoda, Portunidae.
AACAACAACAACAACAACAACAACAACAACAACAACAACAACAACAACAACAACAACAACAACAGCAGCAGCAGCAGCAGCAGCAGCAGCAGCAGCAACAGCAGCAGCAGCAGCAGCAGCAACAGCAGCAGCAGCAGCCAGGGGGUCCCCUCUACAGUCUCUCUCGUAAAAGUCUUCCGUGAGCGGGCAAUCGCUGCAACAACCCCGCGGCUACUCUCGCCUAGUACCCAGUAGCGGCUGCCUGUUUCCAGGGAUGGAAAGCUGCCGCCUUGGAGGGCCCCUGGCGGGUACUGUGAACCGCUGCGCCAGAUGUGUUGCCGCCCUCGUCGCCUCUCAGAAGUAGAGACUUUGUGGCGGAACUGUUGCUUUUUAAUGGUCAGGUAAGGCAUUAAAUAUGCAAGAUGUGGCUUACCGCAACGACUCUUACGUAAUAGUCACGAUAAGGAAAGGAAAGGAAAGGAAAACUGCAUUCAUUUUUUUAAAGUGAGGAAAUUUUUUUUCAGGAUCGUCACUGGCAGGUCAGGAGUUUGUGCGAAAGAAAACCUUGAUGUCUUGUUCACGUCAUUAUUCCGGUAUCGCAUCCACGAUGAAGACGCGUUGCUGUGGUAGUGGAGUGGUAGUGUGGUAUACGCCGACCCAGAGAGAUCAAUGACCACCCUUGAUUGUAAUGUCAUGAUUCUGCCUGUCACGAACUUUCCGAACACUCAAUAAACCUUCUCACGACCACUGGUUUAAUUGCUGAGACGAGCGCGUCCUUACUACACAGACCAUCAGGACGUAACGCACGUCUGUCUCCUCCAAGACAAUGAUUUAUGGACGCAUUUAUAUUUACAUGGAGCUACGCUGUUGCUGAGUCCACUGUUUCCAGGCUUCUCGUCCUUCGUAGAUUUCCCAACGCAAAACCACACGCGCGCUGACAGUAAGGAGGGGACGCACGAAGGGGGGAAACUCUCGGCAAGGUAUAUAAGGCGGCGGCAACACCUAAGGAACCAUUAAUAAGCCUUCACCUGCGCGGGAAGGACGUGCUGGCCCUUCGGUGAGACGCCCACGCCACAACAGCGAGGGCACGUGGCAGUCAUGGAGAAUCGGUGGAAAGUGGCGGGCGCGGCGAUGGUUGUGGCGGCGGUGCUGGCGGUGGGGGCAGCAGCGCAGCACCAGCUCUCCAACACCUCCCUCGCCAUCAGCGUGCCUCUGCAGGAGCUCGUCGCAGCGGCCUCCUCGAAUCGCUUCAGCUCGCUGGCUCAGGUCUCCCAGGGUGCAAACAGUGCCGAGGGAGUCCUGGAGGCAUCUUUAGACUCCACGUCAAAUGAAGAAUUUCGCCUCACGCCCGUUAAGCUCACUCAGACGGGCCCUGCUGACUUCCCUGACGAGGCCUCAGAAGACCCUGGCACGCUCAACCUGGAAGCCGAUGAUCCGUUUUUUAUUGUGGAUGGCGCGUCUGGCAACAGGUCGCCCGGGGGUGAUGCUGGCACACCUGAUGAGGCUGACAUUACUUUUCCGAACGACCUUACUGAGGAUCCUUCCUUGACUACAGUGAUCCCACCUGACGUGGAAGACUUUCAAACCCGACACCAAACAUCUAAUCCAGUUGAUGAUCUAGGUCAGAACGCCUCACCGCCCGAUGACGCGAACACCAUUGAACACUUUAGGGCGGCAGAGAAUCGUAACGCCAAGACUAAUGAAGGUGUCUUUGAGGUCGGUGGGAACGACUCCAUCCUGCCACCUCUCACCGAGGACUUCGUAGCUCAAGCUGAGCAGUCCCUUGACGCUGCUUCAGAGGACGUGAUUCCGAAAUCCUCACCCGUAAACACACCGUCCCUUGAGGAGCAGUUCGAGGGCCCGGCAGACUUUUCUCAGGUGGAUGACCCCCUGCCAACCGAGAUGCUUGAUUUGGAAUUAUCCACUGGCGUCAUCGAUGAAGAAACAUUGUUAACUGAACCCUCUCCCACAGACUUCCUGCUUGCACUUGAAACACCCUCGGAAGGUGCAGAGCCUGGUUCAGUUUCUUUUUUGGAAAAACCCACACCAGAACCCGUCUUCGCCGAGGCACCUCCAGCAAACUUGUCACCUGCUCCAGUGCCUGUCAGAAUAUCUUUAGACGACCCAACACUUGCUCCCAUUCCUGAGAAAAUAAUUCUAGAGGGACCAGCUCCUGAUCACCUCAAUAACGAAGUGCCAGAAGGGACAGCACCUGAAAGAGGAAGGGAGCAGCAAGCUACGCGUAACCCUGAGACAAUACCAGAGACAGGCGACGUGGAUUCUGGGCUGCAGGAAAUUGUUGACACAAUAGAAUCUUCUGGAGAUAAUAUUCAUGUUGAGCCUCACUCAGAUGUUCAGAUUCCGGGCACCGAACCCACUGUGGCGGCCCAGCGAGACUCCUUCCUGGAUCCCGCAGGCACUGCCGCCAUUCCAACAGCGGAGGGUGCUGCUCACACUCAACUGCCGCCCCCUGGGACUCAGGAUAAACUAGUGACUGAACUAAAUGUUCAGUCGCCGCCCCCUGGAACUCAGGGCAGACUCGUGACUGAACUAAAUGUCCAGUCGCUGCCACCUGGAAAUCAGGAUAUACUCGUGACUGAACUAACUCCUCAGUCGCCGCCCCCUGUGACUCAGGACAGACUCGUGACUGAAAUAAAUGACCGGUCGCCGCUCUUAGGGACUGAAGAAAGUCUCGUGACUGAGGCUGCAGCCCUGACUGCCUCUGCUGACGCUGGCAGGCUUUCAGAGCCCCAGUUUGGAGCACACCCAAUAAGCGGAGACACCGUGCUGCUCGUGGAGGGCCUUCCUGAGGGGGAUGGCAGCGCGCCGGAGGACGCAGUCGAUCCUUUUGCUCCUGAAAUUGAAAAUUUCAAUCUUGACCCGCCAAUAGACGCUCAGGAGCUGGCAGUUGUGCCUGAGUGGAUUGCCGACGACCCUGUGUCUGGCGUGAUCUUCGACCACUCAGAGGUCGACCAGGACCCCGCGCUGCCCAUGGACAACGUGGAGGAGUUCUUUGUGGCCGAGGACCCUCAGGCAGAGGACCAGAAGAAGGCGGCGCCCGGGGCGACCGUGACAGAGGUGAAGCAGCAGCUGCAGGAGGAUGAGGUGCAUAUCGCGCCUCUGCCAGACGCCGUGCCCUUCAGCCCCGCCGAGGUGCACCUCUCCCAAGAGAUGCAUGACGCCGUGAGGGACGCCAUACAUGCUCAGAUCGCCGCCAUGGACGUCUUUGGAAUGAAGAUGCCAGUACAGGCAGAAGCUGCUCCUCCUGCACCACCACCACCACCACCACCACCUCCUCCUCCUCCUCCUCCUCCUCCUCCUCCUCCUCCUCCUCCUCCUCCUCCUCCUCCUCCUCCUCCUCCUCCUCCUCCUCCACCACCACGACCAUUGUCUCCUACUGUUGACUUCACUCCAGAUCUUGCCCCAGUUCUGAGUCCUAACCCUCCCCCAGAACAGCUCACCCCAGCGCCCGCACCAGCCUCUGUCCCAACACCAGUUCGGCGUCCAGCACCCCAGCCCAGCACCAGACCACCACCAGUCAAGAUUCAGGAGCCACCAGCACCAGCACCACCUGUCUUUGAGUCAUCCUACUUUUCUACUCCCGCUCCUGCUCCAGUCAUACACACAACAGCAGCACCUAAGCCAGCACGACCAGCUUACCGGCCAAGACCUAAGCCAACCCGCCCAACAUAUGCUCCAGCACCCAAGCCAACCCGCCCAGCUUAUCGCCCAAGACCUAAACCAACCCGGCCAUCAUAUCACCCCCAACCAAAGCCAACCCACCCAACCUACCGCCCACCUCGUCCAGCCAAGCCCGCUGCUCUUCCCCCUAAGGCUCCUCCUGCCACACAUCCUCCCGGCCGACCUCCGAUGUCUUACUUCCACAUACAGGAGCCGAAACCAGAGCAUUUCAAGCCUCCCUCCCAUCACGGAUCUACGCACCGCCCCCCUCCAUCUUCCCAUGACGCCAACUCCCACCACGCCAGGCCUCGUCCUCACCCUCGUCCUCGUCCUAAUCCUCCCUCACACAAACCUCCGCCUCCUGCCACCUAUGCGCCUCCCCGUUCUACCUACAAGCCUCGUCCCGCUGCUCAUUACAAACCUCCCACUACCACAACGCCUCCCUCUUCCUAUCACAGGCCAGCGCCCAGACCCAAGCCUUCCUACGGGACGCGCCACAAGGACACUCCCAUCACUACAGCCAAGCCACAUUACAGACCCACACAGGCGACCCACAAACCCCCCAAGGCACAGAAACCCAUUCUGGCUCCCUUGUUGGUUCCUGUUGACCUUCACAGCAUCGUGAUACCGAAAGGUGUGCCCUCCUUUGUCCACCGCAAGCCUCGGCCUCCCUCUCCCUUCCACAUCCCGUUCUUCUUCAGGACAGAACGCAAGCAGAGACUUCAGGUGCCGGAGUCUGUGAAAAGUCGCCUGGAUUCGGAUCAGCCAGAGUGGGUGGCUGAUCUAGAGCCAAAGCGCCGCUAGAGGGAUGACCCGACACCCCUGCACUGGCAAAGUCACGGGGCGUCACUAACUGGACACGCCGAGUCCCGGGAAGCUGGCAAUACUUGAUGCGCAAGACUUCCGGAGCCACAAUUCAAGCUGGGGCGAAACACUCACUCUCUGUCGCGAUUCAACCAAGAUCGUGCAGCUUCUCGAGACUCGGUUGCCUCCUUGCUCAAAUCAAAAUGCCACUGAAUACCAGAUGAUCAUUAACGGAGAUGUACAGGUGUAGGUUCAGUGUUCACUGUUAAUGCAUUACUUGUAGGUUUAUGUAAAUAGAUUAUGACUGGAAUUUUAACCUCCAGUAUGUUGUUACUCUUUACACCUGAACAGUGAGGUGUUAAAAGAGUAAUUAAUGUGUUCUCAGGUGAGCUAUUCUUUACGAUUAUAUGUAAAUGCUUUGUAACUUGUUCGAGGUGUGUAUUUAGCAGUAUUUGUUAUUGUUAUGGAAAGAAAAUAAUAUUUAUUAAAAUCAUAUAUUGCUAA